Ambispora gerdemannii is the source of this 579-nucleotide messenger RNA. The record is from the annotation of a GenBank genome assembly. NCBI's taxonomy places the organism in Eukaryota, Fungi, Glomeromycota, Glomeromycetes, Archaeosporales, Ambisporaceae.
AUGGUCGCCGAUAGACAACAUAUUUAUCAAACUAUUCAAACAAGUCUUGCCCAUAUUUCAUCAUAUAUUGAACAGGAAUCACCAGAUAAUUAUUGUAAUAGGAUUGAAACAGCCAUCAGCUAUACUGAUACAAUGAUAGCUGACGCCAACCAAGCAAAUGCUAAUACUUUUACAAAUGCUCAUAAAGCAGAUAUUUAUAAAUCAAAAAUGGCAGGGAAAUAUCUUCCAAUUCCAGCUCAACAUGCAAAUAAUAAUAUUAAUACUCCAGCUCGCUUUAAAGCAUGGCUUGGAGAUACCUAUCUACAAAGAACAGUUGGUACUCGCCAGUCUGCUAUUCAAAGAUUAUCUCAAGAAACGUUUAAGACUGAUGAUAAUCCAGAAACAUAUGAAGCCAAAAUUCGUCAAUAUAUAUUAGGAACCAAUUCUGAUGGUAUCACAACUUUCUUUACUACACUUAAAGAAUUAUGGCUCAAGCGUCAACCAUCACUUGGCUCUAGAGACUCAAUUCCCAAUCAAAUUUCUCAAACUCCAGCUAUUAAUUUACAAAAUAAAUCGCAAUCAGAUAAUGAUAGUAUAUGA